ACACAUAUAAAUAGCGCAUGUUUCCUGAAUGCGAGUCACUUUUCAAAGCGAUCUUUAACGUGAAAUGCUGUUUAUGAAUAAUUGGUGCACCUUAAUACGGAGUUUGCAGUAGAAGGGUUUGUGAAAAAAAAAAAAACAAGAGAUAUCAGCACACACUGGUUCAACUAUGAUUCACUUCAACAUAAUUGUAUUCCUCCUAGGGCUCUUAUCACCAUUAGUUUAUUCUCAUGGUUGUCGUAUGGAAGACGACGUGUGUGAGUUUAAGCUGGUAAUUUCCUAUAAAUUAACUAUGCUAUACAAUAAGAUCUUGGUACUACCCCAUAAUGGAAAACUCUACAAAUAUGACGUCACUAAUUUUACAAAUGCUCAACCGAUACCAACUGAUAAAGUCAUUACGAUGGAUGGUUUCUCUGAGUCAGUUAAGGUGAUUGCAGUUAAUGGCACAGUUCCUGGACCAACAAUAGAAGUUUAUAAAGGACAAAGAGUCAUCAUUGAAGUAGAAAACCGAUUAUUUUCAGAAUCUACAACAAUACAUUGGCACGGCAUUCAUCAAAAAGGAACACCUCAUAUGGAUGGCGUACCUUGGGUUUCACAGUGUCCAGUUCAACCAGGUCAGUCGUUCAGAUAUGAAUUUAAUGUUACACAAACUGGAACUUAUUGGUACCAUUCUCAUCUUGGGACACAACGUACGAUGGGACUAUUUGGUGGUUUUAUAAUACACGAAAAGACAAAACGUAAAAUGGAAGAACAUGUGAUGUUAAUAAAAGACUACAACCAUAACUGGGACUCCGAUGUGAGUUACUUAAAAAUGAAAUUCGGAUUCUAUUGGAACCGUAAAAACAUUGGCAGUUCCAAAUCUCUAGAUGGGGCACAUUUUAGUCUUUUUAAUUUCCAUUCUGGUAUUGUGAAUGGUCGAGGCCGUUAUUAUGAUGAAACAGGGAAACAUAAUGGGGCUCCACUGACUGUCUUUGAAGUAGAACAAGGUAAAGAGUAUCGUUUUAGAGUGAUCGCUGCAGGGUACCUUUACCCGUUUGAAGUGUCUGUUGAUGGUCACCAGAUGGUAGUCGUUGCCUCUGAUGGUUUUGACCUAAAACCAACAGCUGUUGAUUAUUUCAUCCUCAGUCCGGGUGAGAGAUUUGACUUUAUAUUGAAGGCAAAUAACUCUGUCGGAAAUUAUUGGAUUCGUGGAAAAACAAUGGAAAUUGAAAAAAAUAAUACAUUUGAAGCAAUUCUUCGUUAUAAGGGUGCACUGGACGAAGAACCCAACUCCACGGUUUCUGACUGCGUUCAACAAAAGGACUGCACUUUACUCAACUGCCCCUUUCUUUAUUAUCCCGAGAAAAGUAAUAAACGGUGUUUACAGUUUAAUGACUUGGAACUUGAUUACCCUGUUGUUGUACCUCCAUACAAGUCUGGGAGGUUUGAGGAAUAUUUUUUAAAUUUUGCUUUUCCUGGCGAGCCAGGAUACACACCAGCAUCAGUAAAUGGUCGUGUGUUCGUGGAACCCACGGUAAACCCUUUAACACAACCAAAAGAAAUAGAUAGUCUGUGUGAUAAUGCCAACUGCGGUGUUGAUAAAGUGUGUCGGUGUACUUAUUCUAUAAACCUGAAAUAUCGUGAUACAAUUCAAGUUGUAAUGACAAAUCUUGGAAAAGGUAAAGGGUUCUCCCACCCUAUACACAUGCAUGGACAUUCAUUUUAUGUAGUUAAAAUGGGGUUUCCAAAAUACAAUGAAACAACGGGAGAAAUAAUAAAUGAUACUGUAGAUAUUGAUUGCAGAGGUGAUCCGAAAAUGAACUAUUGUAAUGAUGCGGUUUGGUCAAAUAGCAACUGGGAAGGAGACAACAUCCCCGGAAUGAAUUUACGAACCCCCCCUCAAAAGGAUACAAUUAUGGUCCCUACAGGUGGAUACGUUGUAGUGAGAAUAGUGGCCGAUAAUCCUGGAGUAUGGAUCAUGCACUGCCAUAUUGAAUUACACAGUAAGGACGGAAUGGCAAUGGUUCUAAAUGAAUCUUUUGCCCACUUACCAAAAAUCCCUGUCAAUUUCCCUGCAUGUCGAAGUUUCGAGAAAGGAGUUUAUAAUGAAGAAACAAAAGGUGUUGGUGAUAAAAAUACUUCAGAACACGCUGCAGGCGACUACAUGGUACGAGUGGCACUUGGAGUUCUAAUCGCUGUCGUCUGUAUCCUGGUCUUGUUGUUGUUGUUCUGGUGUUCCUUGUUAUAAGGAAGCAAAAGAAUUAACUUUGAAAAUCACCUGAAAUCAAUACGAUCAUAGAUAGAAGUGGGGGAGAGUGGGGUGGGGCGAAUCUAAGAUUUGCUAAGGUAAUUUUGUGGGGUCUGUAAGUGCAUAGUGUAAGGUUCGAGUGGCGUUUGGUAACUGAUGUGUGUCGUGGGUCAUGUAUGUACUUGGUGGUAUAUAGUACAGAUAGUGUAUUAGUAACAGUAUAUGGUGUGAUAGAACACCAUAACGACGGCAUUAUUAAUUUUACAUUAUUACGACACUAUUAUUAAUGUGUGUGUGUGUGUGUGUGUAUUUGUGUGUGUGUCUGUGUGUGUUGAUGUAGUAAUAAUGGUAUUU
Messenger RNA from Octopus sinensis (East Asian common octopus), 2578 nucleotides. Its product is annotated as laccase-like. The transcript is spliced from 4 exons. Bases 167 to 2224 code for a protein of 685 amino acids. NCBI's taxonomy places the organism in Eukaryota, Metazoa, Mollusca, Cephalopoda, Octopoda, Octopodidae. The record is from RefSeq and is a predicted model, not a curated record. Gene Ontology annotation, biological process: iron ion transport. Gene Ontology annotation, cellular component: plasma membrane. Gene Ontology annotation, molecular function: copper ion binding; oxidoreductase activity.